This is a messenger RNA of Candoia aspera, 1444 nucleotides long. RefSeq names its product antagonist of mitotic exit network 1 homolog (gene AMN1). NCBI's taxonomy places the organism in Eukaryota, Metazoa, Chordata, Lepidosauria, Squamata, Candoiidae. The record is from RefSeq and is a predicted model, not a curated record. Bases 205 to 993 code for a protein of 262 amino acids. The transcript has 7 exons. Gene Ontology annotation, molecular function: protein binding. Gene Ontology annotation, cellular component: cytoplasm.
CCAAAGUGCUCUGCUCUCUCCCAGGGACGCUCUGAGAAGUCCAGCGCCCCUUCGCCGGCCGGGUGGGCGAGCUCGGCAGCCAUGGAAGGUCUGGGAGGCGCCGAGCGCGCCCGUUCUGAGGAAAUGAGCGACGGUUUCUGACCCGGCGGCGGCAGCUGCAGCCCGGCCUGUGAGGAAAAGGAGCCGAGCGGCCCAGGCCUGGCGAUGAGUUGCCGCUACGGAGGCGGCGGGGCGGUUCGGUCGCUCCUGGAGCUAUGCCUUCAUUGUUUAACAAGAAACAUAUCCAAAUAUGCUGCAGAUAUUAAGCCUUUGCCUCCAAACAUAAAAGAUAAACUGAUUAAAUCAUUGAGUAUCCAAGGAUGGAUAACAGAUACAAAUAUUAGCAUGGUUCUGCACCCUGCAGUGGAGGCACUGGAUCUUCGGGAUUGUGAUAUUUCAGACAACGCCUUGCAACAGCUUUGUAACUGCAGGCAGCUUAAAAAAAUAAAUGUAAAUGUUUGGAAAAGCAACAGGCUAACCAUAACUUCUGAAGGUGUUGCAGCACUGGCCUUAUCAUGCCCUUAUUUGCGGGAAGCCUCCUUUAAGAGAUGCAGCAACCUAACAGACAGUGGGGUCCUUGCUCUUGCCCUCAACUGCCCCUUUUUACAAAUAGUCAACAUAGGUGGAUGCUUCAACAUCACAGAUACAUCCUUACAAGCCCUUGGACAGAACUGUAGAUCCCUGCACAGUGUGGAUUUUUCAUCAACCCAAGUUACUGAUGAUGGUGUAACAGCACUUGUUAGUGGAAUGUGUUCAAACAAUUUAAAGGAGAUCCAUAUGGAGCGAUGUGUGAAUUUGACAGAUAUAGCUGUGGAAGCUGUCCUCACAUACUGCCCUAUGAUAUAUAUUCUUCUGUUUCAUGGAUGCCCACUCGUAACAGAUCGUUCCCGAGAAGCAUUGGAACAGCUGGUUGGACCCAAAAAAUUCAAGCAGGUUUCAUGGACUGUUUAUUGAUUUUUGUUUGAAGUUACAAGGCAUUACUUCUUCCAUUUUCUUCUUUUUUGCCUCAAGGAUCAUUUCUGAAAUUCUUCUGACCAAUUUGUGCAUUUGCUGUUGAUAGUUUCAGUUGCCAUUCAUGUUUGUUCUUCUCCAAGCUAGGUUGUAUCAGUGUUCUGCUUCUUUGUGUCCUCAAUGUGUUGUUCUGGAAGUUUGUGGAAGAGGGCUUUAGAGCUCUACUUCUUAAAAAACAUGACAUUCUAUACUAAUAAAGGACCAAGAGUGAAUGAGGGAAUGCAAAAAAGCAGAAAGAACGCCAGCAAGCUAAAGGGAGCAAAUUCCAUGGAAGCAUCUUGUCAUGCUGCCUGCUCUGCUGUCACUUAUGUGGGGACCAGUUCUGUUUCUAGGCAUCCAUUUUAACUGGAGCCAUGAUUUGUUUGUGUCUGAAUAAAACUCAUACCUUCUUCAA